AGCCGGAAAGAAAGAACAACAAAUGAAUGAAAUAUACAUUCUGGAUUCUCAAGAUGCCAGAAAGAAAGAACAACAAAUGAAUGAUAUAUACGUUCUGGAUUCUCAAGAUGCCAGAAAAAAAGACCAACGAAUGAAUGAUAUAUAUGUUCUGGAUUCUCAAGACGCCAGAAAGAAAGAACAACAAAUGAAUAAUAUAUACGUUCCGAAUUCUCAAGAUGCUAGAAAGAAAGAACAACAAAUAAAUGAUAUAUACGUUCCGGAUUCUCAAGAC
This is a messenger RNA of Dentiscutata erythropus, 271 nucleotides long. Lineage: Eukaryota; Fungi; Glomeromycota; Glomeromycetes; Diversisporales; Gigasporaceae. The record is from the annotation of a GenBank genome assembly.